AAACACAUUUCUCUGAACGAAUUUUCCGAAACUUAAAUUGCAGCGGCUCUGCUGGACGUUGAACGUCCGGCAACGCUGGUGUCGCUAGGGUUGCCCCCGAUUUUUUUUUUGAUAUUAGCGCGCAACAACGCUCUUCAGCCUCAGGAAUUUUCCGAGCUUGUAAUUUUUUAAAGGAAAUUUUGAGAAAGGAGGUCGCGUGAACCGGAACACUUCCACCAUGUCGAGGUGCGUGUUGUGCCGCAGCAGCGAGGAUGACGAGAUAGCCUUCGGGGUCAUCCACCAGCAGGAAGAAAUGAUGGUGCACCACAACUGUCUGUAUCUGAGCUCCAAUCUCAUCCAGCGCGGCAACGAGCGCAACGGCAUCCUGAGCUUCCUCAAGGAGGACAUCCUGGCGGAGGCGAGGCGCUGCCGGCUGCUCUCCUGCUGCUAUUGCCACCGCGGCGGCGCCAACAUCGGCUGCUGCGAGUCCGGCUGCCGGCGCACAUUCCACACCAAGUGCGGAGUGGAGAAUCUGGCGCUGAAUCAGUUCCGCGACACGUACAGGUCCUACUGCAACUUGCACGUGCCCAAUUAUCGCCAACGUCCGUCGUCGGCCACGGAGCACUGUGUCAUCUGCCAGGACCUGCUGGUCGCAGCAGGCUGUCGCUUCAGCGUAGUGACCAUGAUUCAAUCGCCGUGCUGUCGGAACGGCUGGUACCACCGCAACUGCCUGCAGGCCUACGCCAACACGGCCGGCUAUUUCUUCAAAUGCCCCUUGUGCAACAACUCGGACGUGUUUCUUAACGUGGCCCUGAUGGGCAUUUCGGUGCCGAACCAUGACGCCGUCUGGGAGACUGAACCGGAUGCCUUUGCAGAGCAAUUCCAUCGUGACCAAACCUGCACCGCCGUUAACUGCACAGUAGCUGAAGGGCGAACCGGCGAUGUCACUACGCUGCUGUACUGCACCCACUGCGGCUCCAAUCCAGUGCAUAUCAACUGCAAAGUCACCGAUGGAAGCUACGUCUGCGCUGUCUGCUCAGUCGUCUCGCCCGGCGACGAGUCCUCGUUGUCCAGCGCCUUCAGCAGCACCGAGACCAUUACCAUAUAUGCGCAGUUGCAAGUGAUCCACACACGCAUAACCAACUCCGACAGGGAUGAUUCCGACACCGAGACCGAGGACGACGAGGAUUUGUUCCGCCGGGUGGUCGCAAGCGCCUCUGAAGCGGCGUCACUGCUAUCAGUCUCGACCAAUCGCUCACCAGUCACGCCAGUUGUUGGCAGAGGGCUGGCUGAAGAUGUGGUUUCAUCGUCAGCGGGAUCCGAAUUGAGUGCAGUAGAAAGUUCUACAGCAAUCCCUCCUGGACGCCGAUCUAGGGCUUUUUUGGAUCGCUCAUCACGAGCAGUGAUUGGAUCAUUAGCAACAGCAUUGUCUGGCUUUGAAGAAAUUCCACGUCCGCGUGCAGGGCGCAGAUCAGCAGCCAGAUCAACAUCGAGAGCUCAACCACGUCGCAGCAGUUCCAGACUGCAGGCUCUGAAAAACCAGGAAAACACCAAGCCAGACAACGAGGACUCCGCUGGCUGCUCCUCUUCCAACUCCGCUGCUCCCACUCAGCGUUCCACUCGCCCGAGGCGCACAAUGCCAGCCAGGAUGCCUGAAGCAGGACAAAAGGAAACAACAACCGAUGCCGAGAAGAAAAAUGACGAAGAUAAAGAGAAGGAGCAUGAGCCCAAGAAGCGCCGCGGGUCUCCUUCGCCAACUGCUCAGCCUGCAGGCAGGCGCUUCUUGCGCUCCAUGUCGCCGGGGGCCGUCACAAGUCGCUCCAACGGAAUGACACUGCGUCGCAGGACCAUGGCCAAUCCAAGUCACCCCCUUCAGGGCAACCUGGAUGUAUCCUGCGUGGCCAAUAGAACCCGCAAGCGUCUGCCUGCCCACUUGGCCAACCAGAAGUAAUUACGGAUUGAUCUGCACCGAGUUCGAGAGCUAUUCCUUAGCAUUCACUCCAUGUACAGCAUAUUGACUAGGCUGCGGAUGCAAAUGCGUGCGUUCGGUCCACAGCUGUUUCUAUUUGUAAUGCCUUUAGUUAAGUUACUUUACGACUGUAUUGUACGCCAUUUACUUUACAUUAAAAAGCAGAUCUCCUCAUUACAAUAUAGAUAUCUAGUUGUAUAUACGUUGUAA
Molecule: messenger RNA, 2158 nt
Organism: Drosophila rhopaloa
Lineage: Eukaryota; Metazoa; Arthropoda; Insecta; Diptera; Drosophilidae
Gene: Phf7
Exons: 3
Coding region: 218-1930 (570 amino acids)
Cellular component (GO): nucleus
Source: RefSeq, a predicted model, not a curated record